AUGAUUCGUUCAAUUUUUUCUGUUGUUGUCGUUGUUCUUGGCGCGUUGAACGCACUAGCUGUCCCUGUGGAACGUCGCGAAUCGGUGCUCUCAACGUGCAACACUGCGCGUUUGGGUGUGAUCUCUAGUCUCAAUUCUUCCUCGAGAUCCAUCGAGGCUUUGUUGAACUCAAGCAAUGAUUCCGCUGUGAUAUCUGCUUCUAAUCAGGCGCUUUCCGGAUUGCAUACCUCGCAAGGAGGAGUCGCAACUAUAGUGAAAGGUGUCCUUGCAGGAGUCACGCCGGACGAUACUGGUGUUCCAGCAAUUGCCAGUGGGUUAGCUACAGUAGCGCAGGCAUUGAGUUCGAUUAACUCUACUAACGAUUCUAACGUGCAAUCACAACUUGCAACGAUCUUGACGCAAGUCAACGGCAUCAAAACUAACGGCGACAAUGCGAUAGCUGAAUGCGCGAAGCUGUCACAAAGCUCGUCUAAUUCUUCCGUCUCUAAUUCUACAUCCUCUGAUUCUAACUCUAAUUCAAGUAAGGUUGUCACCGUCACUGCUACUAGGACCAUUCGUGGGGCGGCUAGGUCAAGUUUUGGACGACGGGCCUCAAACUCUCAGUGUGAUCUUACGACUACUGAGGCUGUUUCUGCCAUUGAACAGACCACGAAGGACAUACAACUACUUGCAAAAUCUGCCAAAAGUGAUAAUUCCACCCAAACUGCCGCUCAAGCUGCGAUAGCAGCUCUCACUUCUGCAGGUGGAGUUGUGACAAAUGUACAGGACGUUGCUUCUGCGGCGAACAUAGUUGGUCAAAGCAUUGUUGUCGCCCAGGAUCUUUUGAACCUCAUAAAUUCGACGGAUUCUUCUGUCAUUUCGGCACUUGAUAGCGCACAGUUAGACAUGAUCGGUAUGCUCUUUGCCGGCCAGAAUCUUGCUAUUGAUUGCACACCGACUGCUGGUGGUGUUGCUCCUGGUAAACGUCGCCGGGGACUGGGAGCUUUCAUUUUGGGAUACUAG
Lentinula edodes (shiitake mushroom) is the source of this 1002-nucleotide messenger RNA. RefSeq lists its product as uncharacterized. NCBI's taxonomy places the organism in Eukaryota, Fungi, Basidiomycota, Agaricomycetes, Agaricales, Omphalotaceae. The transcript is spliced from 8 exons. The record is from RefSeq and is a predicted model, not a curated record. The coding region runs from base 1 to 1002 and encodes 333 amino acids.